CGGAUUACAACUGGAGCAGAGCUUGAGCCAGGCUGAAGCUCACAGAGAACCUGGAACUGUAACACGCCACACAAAGUUCUUAGGAAAAAGCGUCACAGAAAAUGGGAAGUACAAUUAUUAGUCAAAGACUUCAUGUUGGACUGCAGCAGCUCACAGCUUUGGCGGCUGUCACGCAUUCCUUUUUGGGCCCCAAUAAAAACCACAAGUUUAUUCAAGACGAGUCUACCGGGGAGUCGUCCUUGGUGUGCACAUGUUUCCGUGUCUUGGAGCACUUAGACCUGACCUGCUCUGUAGGUCAGCUGGCCAAUGAGACAAUCCAAGCUCACCAGAAGGUCUUCCACUCAGGUGCGGGGUGCCUGCUAUUUAUGGCUGGGGUCUGGAGCAGGGCUGCCCUCGAAUGUCUCCACAGAGGCAUUUCAAUCCCACAUAUUGUGUCAGCCAUGUCUGAAGGGCUGGAUAUAUGUUGCGAAGUCUGCAGGUCAAUCAGUGUGUCGAUUGAAGACGUUCGACCAGUUGCUUCUGAUAGUGGCACACCAGUACUCCAGGGCUCUCCACACACAGUGUUACGUAACCCUGUCACAGGGAUGAACUCUAGCCAUGGGGCCCUUAACAACAAGAAACAAAGCAGAAUAAAACUCACUCACAGCAGACAUUUUUGUGCAAAUGAUAAAGCUGAUGAGAACACCACACCAGGGUUAUUUUCCCAUGCAGUGAGUUCUAAAGGAGUUGAUAUUCCUCACCUCGCUGAAGCUGUGAGCCAUGGAUGUGUGGCUGCAAUGAGCUUAGUGGUUGAGGUGAGCAAGAUACAGUCAAAGAACAAUGGAAGUGGUGACAGCUGUAGAACAUUUGAUGUCAACAAGCUGGUAACGUGCACUCUGCCAGGCUUGUCAGAGGACCAUUCAUGUGUUUUACCAGGUUGUGUUAUUCUGCUCUCUGCAGAGCAGGCUUCCCUUGUACAUCACAUGAAAGAACAGAAGUGGCAAGUUGUUCUCAUUAAUGGAGAUCUCAGUGAAAAAUAUCGCCAUCUUGGUUUCAAUAACAAGAAUGACAUCAGCCAAGUGACCGACAAGUUGGACUUGAAAGGCCUCAGCAAAGAAGAUGAUUGGGAAGACAAUGUUUUAACAACUCUGUUGAAAAACAAUGUGAAUCUAGUUUUAGUCAAUGGAGAGGCGAGUGAAAGACUCACCCAGCACUGCAUGAGUCACCGUAUACUUGUGGUUGAGAGGGUGAAGCCUGACAUUUUGAAGGACUUUGCAGAAACAACAGGAGCUGUCCCUGUCACCUAUGCCACACAACUGAGUAAGCACUGUGUCGGCACCAGGGUAGAAAUCUCCAUAUGGAGAGACUGCAGUGGCAACAGAAGGAGAGCAUCAAUGGCUGUGAACAUUGUCGCUGAUCGCACUGCGCUGGUCACAGUGGUCCUCACCACCUCUGUGCACAGCAAGCUGCAGACCUUGGAGGACUGUUUCUGGGGCUGUGCCUAUCGCCUACACCACACACUGAAAGACAGGAAACUACUCCCCGGUGCUGGAAAGACUGAAUUGCUUUGUGUUCAAACCCUUCAAAAGCACAUUAAAGAUAAUGGUGAGCAAACACCACAAGCUAAACAAGGAAGAGCAGGAAACCCACACAGGGCUGAUGUGUUUCAACUCAUGGCAGAUGGUUGGAUGGACUACAUUUCCACUCUGAUGUUGAACAGUGGAACAUGUUCAAAAGUGGACGCUUGGACUACAAUCAAUCAGCAGCUGAAAGAUUUCAAUGGGGGAUUAUCUCUAGAUGCUAAUUUCUCAAGACUGCUAUUGAGAGAUGACACCGAGGAUGGUAUGAUGUCCCCAAAUAUGAAGCGCAGUGCAGGGAAGGUCUAUGACAAUAUGACAGUGAAGUUUGAAGCAUGGAGGAAAGCCUUGGAUCUUGUUUUCCUUGUGUUACAGACAGACACUGAGAUCAUUACUGGCAUAGAUCCUAAACAAGUGGAGGGGCAAUCAAAUGUUAUGGUGCUUUGAUCGUUUUAAGUCAACACAUUGCUGCUUACUAUCAUUUUUGUAUAUUAUCAUGAAAUGCAUAACAUGUCUAAAUGUGUUUUAUUCUUUGAAUCCAAAUAUACAGAAAAAUGAAUAAACUGUUGUAAUUUGAGGUAUAAUUUAAGUUAUUAGAGCUUGUCAGCCAUUAGUAAAUUGCACUGGCCCAGCAACAUUUUACCACAUGGGGGAGACAAAGGAUAUGAACGUUAAUCCAUUUCACAUGGUUUCCAACUCUAUGGCUAUAUCAAUAAACAUGUCAAAAUCCAGUCACAGAGGUGCUUGUGUGUUCAGAUCUCAGUAAAUGUUUUCGUGCUUAUCCCCAUCCUAGAAUUACAUGUAAAUCAUCUUACAUCCCACCUCGUGCACAAGUUAUAUUAUACGUUCCACCCAGAGCCAAA
This is a messenger RNA of Salvelinus namaycush (lake trout), 2419 nucleotides long. It is a transcript of the gene bbs12, whose product is annotated as Bardet-Biedl syndrome 12. The record is from RefSeq and is a predicted model, not a curated record. The coding region runs from base 102 to 2003 and encodes 633 amino acids. Gene Ontology annotation, molecular function: ATP binding. The transcript has 2 exons. Gene Ontology annotation, biological process: chaperone-mediated protein complex assembly; photoreceptor cell maintenance. Lineage: Eukaryota; Metazoa; Chordata; Actinopteri; Salmoniformes; Salmonidae.